Molecule: messenger RNA, 1065 nt
Organism: Adineta ricciae
Lineage: Eukaryota; Metazoa; Rotifera; Eurotatoria; Adinetida; Adinetidae
Source: the annotation of a GenBank genome assembly
AUGUCAUCUCAAAGAGCAAAUAUUCCACGAAAACAGUCAGCAUUACAAUGGAUACGAAUAAGUGAUCAAGAUCCAUUUCAAUGGACAAAUUCAGCACCUGUCAUUGAACCAUCUGACCUAGGUGUUGAUCAAGUUCUUGUUGAAAAUCAUGCAAUUUCACUCAAUCCAGUUGAUUACAAAAUGGCGUCAACGAAUUUUUCGAAUACAAAACUACCAGCUGUAACUGGUUAUGAUAUUAGUGGAAGAAUUGUGGCGAUUGGAAAUAAAGUAAAAGAUUUUCAAGUUGGUGAUGAAGUUUUUGGUAUGUUAAAUCUCAAUUCAAGUAAUGGUGGCGGUGCAAUUCAACAAUAUUCAGUGGCUGAAAUCGAUACAUUAGUUCCAAAACCAUCAGACGUUGAUCACGUUCACGCAGCAACACUUGGUGUGGCAUUUUUAUCAGCAAUGGAUGGUCUUCGUCAGGUAAAGAUCGAUUCUUCAACAAGUGUUUAUAUUCCAGGAGGUUCAGGUGGUGUUGGUCAUUUCAGUGUACAAAUUGCUCAAAUACGUGGUGCUAAACAAGUCACCACAUCAGCAUCAAAAGAAGAAGGAAUUCAAAUAUUGAAAGAAAAGUAUCGCAUUAAAGAUGUACUCAAUCACGCAACUGAAAAUAUUGUCGAUCGUGUUAUGGAAUUGACUGAUGGAAAAGGUGUUGAUGUUGUUUAUGAUGCAACUUAUUUACCUUCAAGUUUUGAUAAAACUAUUCAAAUGGUAAAAGAAGGCGGAUCAUGGAUUGUUCUUCGUCGUUUCGGACAAGAUAUUACUAAGGACACUGAACGUGUCGAGAAACGAAAGGGUAAAUUACUUCUUGCCGAUCUUGGUCGUUAUUGGUUGGGCAAUGAACGAACACAAUUAAAAUCUUUUUGUCAAUAUUCAUUAUCACAAGGUGUAAAAUGGAUUAAAGAAGGUCAAUUGAAACCAUAUAUCAACCGAAUUAUCAAACUUGAAGAAGCACAAGAUGCAUUGGAAUUAAUAAAACAAGGGAAAAGUGGAUUUGGAAAAAUUGUUAUCAGAAAUUCAUUUGAAUAG